Molecule: messenger RNA, 443 nt
Organism: Dermacentor andersoni
Lineage: Eukaryota; Metazoa; Arthropoda; Arachnida; Ixodida; Ixodidae
Source: RefSeq, a predicted model, not a curated record
CAUGGGAAGAAUGCUCGUAGGGUUUGUGCUAGCAGUCAUGGCCCUGCUGUUCAGCCAGUCUUCGGCGCAGUACGGAGGCGGCUUCGGAUCUGGGGGCUUCAAGCAGGGAGGAGGAGGCUAUGAAUCAGGAGGUGGCUAUGAAUCCGGAGGCGGUGGCUAUGAAUCCGGAGGAGGAGGCUAUGAAUCUGGCGGCUACGGCGGAGGGCCUGUGGAACCUGUCAACAACUACGGCGGAUACGGCACUAACGUGCGGCCCAUGAUGGGCCCCUACGGUGGCGGAGCACCCAGUUUCAAGCCCGUGCCAAACCCUUACGGUUAAUUACCCUUCGUAUCUGAUAUGUAUGUUAAGCACGACCCAACCCCGACUCGUCUUCCAUGGAGGAGAACACAGGGCACGAGUGACAGCAUUCAAUGGACAUUAAACGCAACAUAUUCUUGUGGAA